GCUUUCAUACAGGGGGUGGGGCCAAGACGAGGCAGCCACCAGCAGCCACUCAACACCCCCUCAGCUUCCUUCCCUUACUCAGCUGCUGUAGCCUCCCUGGAGCCACAGGUGUUAAUUUAGGGGCCCCUGGGCCCUGACCUUAUUAGGUGCCGCUGCAGAAAUAUGAGGGCCUGGAGCCUCCUCCUCCUGGUGAGCCUCCUGGCUUUGGGGAGCCAGCUGUCCACUGUCUCGGGCAGGAGGAAGGGAGCUCUGGAUCUGUUGGGAGGAAGCUCUAGCCCUUCUUCUUUUCUCCCCGCCUCCCCCCAAAAGUCUGGGGCUGACCUGUCACCAGAGAGACAUGGCGGGUGUCCACCGGACGAUGGGCCCUGCCUCCAUUCGGUGCCUGACCAGUGCGUGGACGACAGCCAGUGUCCCUCAAAGAUGAAGUGCUGCCACAGAAGUUGUUUCCGCCAGUGCGUCCGUAGGGUCACAGUGAAGCAGGGCACCUGCCCCGAGGACCGAAUGCACUGCCUCAGCCCCAUUCAGCACCUGUGCCACAAGGACACAGACUGCAGGGGCAGCAGCCGCUGCUGCCUCGGUGCCUGCGGCCGGGACUGCCGGAACCCGGUCAGAGGCUAAUUCUGGUUUAGGAUCUGUGGCUCUGAACCUCAGGAUGGGAUUCCCUGCAGGAAGGGCUGAUGACGGGGCCUGGGACCUGCCACCCAGCAGCACUGUCUGCCGGCGACAGUUCCAACCUCCUGAUAAACACGGAUCCGUGGUGACUUCCCCUGCAGCCAUCCACCAGGUUUUUCCUCCUGGGAAUCAAGGUUCAUGGCCAGACCUCAACGGACUCCUCUCUGUACCACCACCACACCGAGCUCCUCGUCCUUCCUAACACCCACCUUCACAUCUCUGUGUACGUGUUUCUUCCACCUAAAAUGCCCAAUUCAGAUAGGCCUCUCUGUGUGGGGUCCUGGCCCCUCCCCAGCCCUGAGUGUACGUUCCAGCAGUUUCCGGAACAUGUCUGUUCACAUCCCCCUUACUCAAUGUUCGCCAUGCCUGCAAAAUAGCGUCGUGACGUUUGGUGUACUGCCUGUCCUCCUGUUUAUCGAAUGCUUUUCCUUAAGUGGACUCACUUUUGUAUAUAAGUAAUUUCCAAAGAAAAGCUUGAUGUGACUGCUAUAAACGGGAUAAGCAGGAUCACUUGGCACAAGUAGAAUGUGAUUAUAAAAGCAAAUGCAAUGAAAACCGCUAUGUUCCAUUAAAAUCAUGUCCGAUUAAACAGUAUUAAAUAAUGUUA
Messenger RNA from Myotis lucifugus (little brown bat), 1279 nucleotides. RefSeq names its product WAP four-disulfide core domain 5 (gene WFDC5). Gene Ontology annotation, biological process: antibacterial humoral response; innate immune response. The record is from RefSeq and is a predicted model, not a curated record. The transcript has 5 exons. Gene Ontology annotation, molecular function: peptidase inhibitor activity. Gene Ontology annotation, cellular component: extracellular region. Bases 163 to 618 code for a protein of 151 amino acids. Lineage: Eukaryota; Metazoa; Chordata; Mammalia; Chiroptera; Vespertilionidae.